AUGAUGGACGAAGAAGCCACGAGGCGUUACUGUCGGAUGAGUGACGACGGGCCGACGCACAAACCAGCCGAGCGAGGGAGUAAAGUUCAGGUUGGUCAAGAGGAGAAAGAGAUCACUGUCCUGCCGCGGAGCAAGACGGACCUGGCCGCCGCCGCCGAGAUGAAGAUGGCAGCGUUGGAGUCGUCCUCCUGCUGUUCGUCUUGUAUCAGUCUGAAGGACAGAUGUCCUCGACCCCAGGGACUCUUCAGCCUGCUCAUCACCAAAGUGUGUCUGUUCGCUCUGCUGUUCGGCGUCGUCUGGUCCAUCACAGGAAGCGAGUGUUUACCUGGAGGGAACCUGUUCGGCCUCGUCAUCCUCUUCAUCUGCUCCGUUCUCGGAGGGAAACUGGUGGGAAUGAUCCAACUGCCCACGGUGCCCCCCUUCCCCCCCCUGCUGGGUAUGUUGCUGGCUGGUCUGGUGUUGCGUAACGUUCCCUACAUAACGGACGCCGUCUUCAUCGACACUCACUGGUCUGCAGCCCUGAGGAACAUCGCCCUGUCAAUCAUCCUGACCAGAGCCGGCCUUGGCCUCGACCCCUCGGCGUUGAGUCGUCUGAAGGCCGUGUGUUUGCGUCUUGCGAUCGGUCCCUGUGUUGUGGAGGCCUCCAUCGUCGCUGUGGUUUCUCACUUCCUGCUGGGUCUGCCCUGGGACUGGGGCUUCAUACUGGGCUUUGUCCUGGCUGCAGUGUCUCCAGCCGUCGUCGUUCCUUCGAUGCUGCUCCUGCAGAGAGAAGGAUACGGAGUGGAGAAGGGAAUCCCCACCCUGCUGAUGGCUGCUGGGAGCUUCGAUGAUAUUUUAGCCAUAACAGGAUUCUCUACAUGUCUGGGAAUCGCCUUCUCUACAGGUUCCACAUGGAUGAAUAUCCUGAAAGGUCUCCUGGAGGUGGUGGGAGGGGUCAUAGCCGGGCUGGUUCUAGGUCUGUUCUUGUGCUGCUUCCCGAGCAAAGACCAGGAGGAGCUGGUGUUGAGAAGGACUCUUAUGCUGUUGGGUCUGUCCAUAUUUUCGGUCUUCUUCAGUCAUGUAAUUGGUUUCGCUGGAGCCGGUGGUCUCUGUACGCUGGUGCUGGCCUUCCUGGCCGCUCUGGGCUGGAAAACCGACAAGGCUCCGGUGGCGGCCAUGGUGGGUCAGUCAUGGGAUGUUUUCCAGCCUCUCCUGUUUGGUCUGAUUGGAGCAGAGAUCACCAUAUCAACCCUCAGCCCAAACACCGUGGGUCUGGGUCUGGCCUGUAUCAGUAUCGGUCUGGUGAUCCGUCUGCUUGUGACCUUCGGGCUGGUUCAUUUCGGAGGAUUCAACCUCAAAGAGAAACUCUUCAUCGCUGUGGCCUGGCUGCCCAAGGCCACCGUACAGGCUGCGAUCGGCUCGAAAGCUUUGGACAUGGCCAGAGAGAAGGGGGACGACGCCAUGAUCAAGUUUGGAUUGGAUGUGCUAACGUUAGCUGUGUUAGCCAUUCUCACAACAGCUCCCAUUGGAGCGCUGGGCAUCGGACUGGCGGGACCACGCCUCCUGGCCCGACAGGUCAAGGAUGAAACAGAGGGCGGAGCUACAAAUCCAAGCAGCAUCGGAAUUGGUCGAGAAAAAGAUAACGUGAACCUUGAGACCAAGCUAUGAGGCUUCUGAUUGGACAAACUGAAAACCACUAUAAAUAGCACUCCCUAUGUUCACCCUUUAUGUAGAUGAUAAACAAUGAUUUAUAUAUGUGCAUUUGCUGUAUGUUUCUUAAAUGCUUUGACAUGCUAAUGCUAGCUUUUGCUAGAUACUGCCACACACCACAUGUUCAGCUGCUGAUGUUACCACUGUUGUAUACGACCGGAUGAAGAUAAAUCACCGCCUAUUUCACACGACUGUAUGACUGCAACACUCACAGAUGAAAAUUGAUAAAUAACAAAAAUAAAAAACUCAAAGUUAA
Molecule: messenger RNA, 1945 nt
Organism: Scophthalmus maximus (turbot)
Lineage: Eukaryota; Metazoa; Chordata; Actinopteri; Pleuronectiformes; Scophthalmidae
Product: sodium/hydrogen exchanger 9B2
Exons: 14
Coding region: 1-1647 (548 amino acids)
Biological process (GO): proton transmembrane transport
Cellular component (GO): membrane
Molecular function (GO): antiporter activity
Source: RefSeq, a predicted model, not a curated record